AUGAAUGAACCCUUGCAUAUAGACAAAGGAGACGUUUAUUUAUACCUCGCAGCCAUCGACUCAGCUUCCCAUCCGGACAGACGCGUAGCCGUGGCCGUGGUCUUUGUGUGGACCGGGACAGGAUUGCGAUGCGACGUUCAUUGUGUAGAAGUUAUAAGCAGCAUGUUACACCCCCAUGUAUUUCUUCUAACUCGUUCUUGUAUACUUGGUGAAAACAUGGCCGAAUGUCCGCAAGAGAUGGACGGACAGGACUUCUCCCCCGACGACAGACGUAACCCUCGAGCGUGGAGCGUCCGCAAAAAGAGUCUGAUAUCCAUCGUCUGUGCUGUGUCGUACUUUGUUGUCCUCUUCGCCAACGCAAACUACAUCUCCAGCAUCUACGGAGUAAAAGCAGAUUUCCACGUCUCCGACACCCUGGCCAUCCUGCCCAUCACCCUCUACUCGUUCGGCUUCGCGCUUGGCCCGACCUUCGGCACCGCCUUCUCCGAGAUCCUCGGCCGGCAGUACUUCUAUAAGACGCUGCUGGCGCUCAGUCUCGUGUUCACCGUCGUCGCUGGCUCCGCGAGGAACUAUGCCACUCUCGCCGUUGGGCGAGCGCUCGCAGGCACGCUGGCGUCGCCCUGCGUGGGCAUCUUUGCCGGCAUGCUGAACGACCUCUGGGACCACAGCGCCGAGCCGCUGGGCAGCCAGUUCGUCGUGAUAUACGCCAUGUUCGGCGCGUUUGCGCCGCUCGUGGGACCCAUCUCGGGCUCGGCCGUCGUCUCGGUCACAGACGACUGGCGCUGGACCUUCUGGCUGACGGCCCUCUUGCUGGGGGGUUGCGUCGUCAUAAACCUGCCCGUGCCAGAGACGUUUGCGCCGAGGAUCUUCCGCGAGCCAGACUCGUCCUCGUCGUUGUCCAGCAUGACGCUGCCAGCUGCCCUGCGCGUCGGCCUCGGCCGGCCGCUGCACAUGCUGCUCGUCGAGCCGAUCAUGCUCCCGACAGCAGCGUACGGCGCCGUCGUCCAGGGCAUUCUGUUCGCCUGGACCGCCAAUUCCUCCAUCCACUGGACUGUCCCAGUCAUGUCCGGCGUCCUCUUCGGCUGCAGUUUUCCUCUGAAUCUUCUCGGCUUCCCCUGGUACAAAAACGACAUUUACGGCGCCAAAUACGGCGCCUCGGCCGUCGCGGUCGAGAACCUGCUACGCUACCUCUUCUCGUCCUUCGUCCCGCUGUUCACCGUCCACAUGAUCCAGCACCUGUCAUUCCGGUGGACCAUGUCCUUCUGGGGGGUUGUUUCCCUGGCGCUGAUGCCCGUCCCGUGGGUGAUGUAUCGAUGGGGGCCGUGGCUGAGGGUGAGGAGUAGAGGGGAGGAUUUAACCGGAUCAGGCACUGAUUCUCAUAGAUUGCUGAACUGGCUACUGUAA
Messenger RNA from Rasamsonia emersonii CBS 393.64, 1404 nucleotides. RefSeq names its product MFS multidrug transporter. Gene Ontology annotation, biological process: transmembrane transport; spermine transport; spermidine transport. Bases 1 to 1404 code for a protein of 467 amino acids. The record is from RefSeq and is a predicted model, not a curated record. Gene Ontology annotation, molecular function: spermine transmembrane transporter activity; spermidine transmembrane transporter activity. Lineage: Eukaryota; Fungi; Ascomycota; Eurotiomycetes; Eurotiales; Trichocomaceae. The transcript is spliced from 7 exons.